Molecule: messenger RNA, 645 nt
Organism: Solanum stenotomum
Lineage: Eukaryota; Viridiplantae; Streptophyta; Magnoliopsida; Solanales; Solanaceae
Product: protein ROS1A-like
Exons: 4
Coding region: 1-645 (214 amino acids)
Molecular function (GO): DNA demethylase activity; DNA N-glycosylase activity
Source: RefSeq, a predicted model, not a curated record
AUGAUCUUCUCUCGGAACAUUCAGAAACUAAAUCAUGUUGAUAGAAUUAUUGCAAGAGCCCUGACGGGGCCAGGGGAAAACAGCUGUGCAAACGUCAAUACAGCUUUAGUACCUGUAGACAGUGCAUACUCAUGUGCUGACAGAUCUCAAGCAAAUCUUGUUUCGUCUUUCGGGGAAGCCUCAAAUUCAAAUCAUUCGACGGGAGAUCACCAGAAUGAGCUUAUCACCUAUCCAGCUCUUGGGUGUAUUGGAGAAACAGACAUUGAAGAUUAUUCUGCCAGUGACAUACCUACUAUCACAUUUGAUCGCCAGGCAUUCAUGGAAAAUUUGUUAAGUUACAUAGAUGAGAAUGACCUAUCAACAAAAGACACCGAUUUGUCUAAAGCUUUGGUCAUUGCCACUCAAGAAGCACCUUUGCCUAAAUUGAAGCAUAUAGGUCGGUUAAGGACGGAGCAUCAAGUCUAUGAACUUCCAGAUUCACAUCCUUUGUUAGAAGGGCUAGAGAAACGAGAACUGGAAGACCCUUGCCCAUAUCUACUUGCUAUAAGGACACGAGGUCAUUGCUUCCCGAAAGUUAUAUACUUGAAUGGACUAGAUUUAUAUAAAAAUAAGCACAAAAAUGUUGUCUAUGCAGGCUAUUCAUAG